AUGUCUGCAGACGAAGUCGGUAAAAAUCCGGAAAUGAACCGAGUAUCGGUUCCAGGGAGUCCCCGAUCGCAUUACUCACCAAGGCUACUGAAUGGUCAUGCGGAACCACUUCAAGAAAGACAUCAAAGGUUCUCUGAUCCAGAUCCGCUGGAUACAGUAUCUCGAACGGCACGGGUACCUCCUCCAAAGAUCUACCCAACAGGAACGGUUCGAAGAACUGAGAGCUUCAACUCGGCACCUGGAGUACUCGCGCCGCCAACAUACACACUACCACGAUCCUGUACGACCGUUCCACCGCCAGAUCCAAUGAGUCGGCUUCAUGAUCCACUAUCAGCUCGGUCCCAGCAUGACCCGCUCGGACGAAUGGUCGACCCUCUUCAACGACUGACUGACCCCCGACUGAUCAACUCCACAAUGUCGCGACAUCAGGAAGCUUUGUCAAGGUCGCUUUGCUCGCCGGUGUUACCGAGACCAUUGAGGACACUUGACAAUAAGAGCAACUCAUUGCCAAGAAGAAGGGCUAUAUCAGAUUUGCGGUUGUCUAAUGGUGGUCCUGGCAGGACAGUGAAUGACAUCUUCUCUGCAGCCGAGUACCGAAAUUGGGCGGUGCCGACAGAUCCAUCGAUGAUGGGCAGGCAGUCUAGGUGGUCACACACUUAUGGUGAUCCACGAGGUCCGCGAUCGACUUCCUUGCCUGGGCGGAGCAUAGUCGCACAGUCUCUAGUCGGCUCCCCAGUUCUGCCAAGACAUACUGCUGCACAAGAUCGUCCAUCGGCCGUGCUUGAUAGGUACCAUGUAUUAGAGGGACGGGGCUUGAAGAUUCCGGAAAAGCAGAAAGCUGUCACCGAAGAAAUGUAUUGUGUGUUAGAAGUGGAUGAGCAGCAUCGAGCGCGAACAGGGGUUUCGACCGCUGAACAACGUUUUCGUUGGCGCGAGACGUUUCAUAUCGACGUCUUUAAUGCAACUGUUACUCACUUCUUCGUCUAUUCGUGGCAUCCGCAGUUCAGGCAUAAACUGUGUCAUAAAGGCUCGCUGAAGCUGUUAGAGGCGUUCAUAGUCGAUCAACUGAACGGUGACCGGAUGUUUGCUCUGAAUCUAGAGCCUCGUGGUCAAUUAAUUGUUCGGAUAGGAUUCCACGACAUGCGAGCGGUGUUUCGGCGCACAGUCAACCCAAGGAUGGAUGGAUUGUUGGUGUACCGUCGGACCCUACGUCUGCUAUCCCGUGAGCGACGAGAUACACCGAUUGCUCUCACACGACUCAUUCAGGAGAUAGAGAGACGGGGCGUUGACUGCAACGGUUUAUAU
Messenger RNA from Ostertagia ostertagi, 1305 nucleotides. Lineage: Eukaryota; Metazoa; Nematoda; Chromadorea; Rhabditida; Trichostrongylidae. The record is from the annotation of a GenBank genome assembly.